CCGCUGGCCCGUCGGUGCCUGUCUCCAGGACUUACCUAGCCGCCUGCGUUGGUAGAGGUUAUUAUCCCCAGGGGCAACCCUCAAACUACCUAGAGUUCCUACCUAGCAGAAGCGCAUGCGUAGUUCGUGCCUCAGUGCUGGACAAUGUACCAUCUAGCGGUACUUACCUACCUAGGUUCGGUGAGUUAUCAGGUUAUCUCUAGUUCGUGGCCUGUCUGGUGUACCAGAUUUAAGGAGCUACCGCGCCUGCGGAUCGGGGCUCCCGUCAACUCAUCACCUCCCCUCCCCUCUUACGUAGGCCAGCUCGGCCGCUCCCCACUUUGAACCUCGCGGAUAGCUCUACGUUGGAUCGCCAUCCAUCGUUGCCAAUAACAGUCCUAUUCACCCUUUCUCAUCGCUUGCCGCCGCCGCAUUGCCCCUGGCCGAAUAUUCGCUUUCAUCUCUUCAUAUACAGUCUGACGUCAAGUCCCGCCUUCUCCUCGUCGACGCAGCUCCUCUCUGAUUGCUGCCGAGUUGCGCACAUACAGCCCAGCUUCACUAUCACGACAGCGAAUUUCUCUGGGUACAGUGGUAGGGUGGGCAUAAAAGCAUCGCUUUCAGUUCCCGAGGACCACCGACCAUGGCACCGACAACUCGCUACUCGCUCGUCUCUCUUCCUGUCCGCAUCUUCGACGACGAGCCCCUCUCCGAGCUCACCUCCACCAUUGGUCAGGACAAUGGUGACAUACUCGAGUUCUCCAUACCCUCCUUCAAAAUCGGUACACUUGAUGCCUUGGUGCAGCAUGCCGAUGACCUGACAAAGCUCAACGCCAUCUGUGAGGCAGUAGUGUCCAAAGUGGCCGAUUCCCUGGCAGGCAUUCUUGACGGGGACGAAGACAAGAUAUCGCAGCAAAAGAUGGUGAACGAUAAGCCCACGGACAGCUAUAUUUGCUCCUUCCAGUGGAACAAGGUUCGCUACCGCGCUGAAAAGCCCCUGGGCGAGUUGAUCGAGAAUCUACAGAAAGAUAUCCAGAACAUCGAUAACGAUGUUAAGGCCAAGUUCAACCAGUAUAAUGCCGUGAAGACGAAUUUAUCUGCCUUGCAAAGAAAGCAGACUGGUAACCUUGCAACCAAGUCCCUUACGCCCAUAGUCCAGCCUGACGUCCUUAUUCAAGACUCUGAAUACCUGGAAACACACCUGAUUGUGGUUCCUUUGAGUGCACGCAAAGACUUCCUUCGGAGCUACGAAACCAUUGCCGAAAUGGUUGUACCCAGGUCGGCUCUUCAGAUCGCGCAAGAUGACGAGUUCAUCCUAUUUGCCGUUACAACCUUCAAGAAAACCAGUGCCGACUUUUUGCACAAAUGUCGCGAACACAAGUGGACACCCCGUCAAUACAAGUACGUCGAGGGUGGAAAGGAAGAAGAGCAACGCGAGCUUGAGCGCAUGGUCAGGGAAGAAAAAAAAGUCUGGGGCGAAGCUUUGCACAUGGGAAGGUCAGGUUGGAGUGAGAGCGUCAUGGUCUGGGCACACGUCUUGACUUUACGUGUUUUUGUCGAGACAGUGCUGCGAUACGGUCUGCCUCUGGAGUUUGUGUGUGCUCUUGUCAAGACCAUCCCCAAGCAGGCCAAGAAAGUCAAAACUGCUUUGGACAAGGCAUACUCGUACCUCGGUGGAAAUGCCUUCGGGAGAGACAAACGAGGGCGGUUUACUAAAGAUGAUGCCUCUUUAGCGUCGGAAAUGGCCGCGGCAGGUUAUUCCGCGGGCGAUGCCAACGAGUACACGGCUUAUGUGUAUUAUGAAUUUGAAUUUCCUUGAUGGGUAGGUUUUAGUUCAGAACCGUGCGGUGGCGGCGACAGCAACGACGGCGGCGGCGAAUGGUAAAAUGUGCGCACUUGGGCGUGAUUCUCACGCACCAUGUGUCAUAUACGUUGUCAACAGUAGGCAUUACUAGAUAGGUAUUCUCCCCUUGAGAGCGCCCGACAAGGACAGCACAUCCACUCGUGGUUUCGGUUAAUGACUUCAUUCAGCUUUCACGCACACUGAAACGGGU
Messenger RNA from Neurospora crassa OR74A, 2030 nucleotides. RefSeq names its product vacuolar membrane ATPase 5 (gene vma-5). Gene Ontology annotation, molecular function: proton-transporting ATPase activity, rotational mechanism. Lineage: Eukaryota; Fungi; Ascomycota; Sordariomycetes; Sordariales; Sordariaceae. The record is from RefSeq and is a predicted model, not a curated record. Gene Ontology annotation, cellular component: vacuolar proton-transporting V-type ATPase, V1 domain. Gene Ontology annotation, biological process: proton transmembrane transport. The transcript is spliced from 4 exons. Bases 620 to 1795 code for a protein of 391 amino acids.